This is a messenger RNA of Williopsis jadinii, 617 nucleotides long. RefSeq lists its product as uncharacterized. The annotation marks the transcript as partial. The record is from RefSeq and is a predicted model, not a curated record. The transcript has a single exon. Lineage: Eukaryota; Fungi; Ascomycota; Saccharomycetes; Phaffomycetales; Wickerhamomycetaceae.
CUUUUUGGUUAUUUUCGUUACGGUUUACUUUAUAUUCAAGCCAAUAAUAAUAUCAAUUAUUUGCACUGGCUUAGUGACCAAUGAUGUGCAUUGAAAGAGCGAUUGGUGCUUUUGGUCCAGCGUGCUGGCUGGCACUGACACUCAAUGCCGACAGCGGAAAGAAGAGUGCCUGGGAUAAAAAUGUCAACCCAAUCGAAUGGCCCAGAACACUCGAAAACCGUUUGGGGCCCUCCACCGCUCCCAAGACCUUUUUGUAUGUAUGUGUGUGUGUUUUUAGGUGCAAGUUCAAUUGCAAGUUAUCGGCCAUCCGCAACCGUACUGUAAUCCGCCUCUCCUGCACUAUCAAUCACAAUUCCAUAAUGAGUUUCCCGGUGGAGAUGAGCUCCUGCUGCCUUGAAAAGCCUCUUUGGUGCGCGAGGUGGAGGGCGAGAGUGUCCUCAGAUAACUACGCUGCUGAAAUGCCACAUGAAACGGGAUCAGUUGAUGUUAGUUGACCGGGUGAUUAUCCAGUGCUACUGUGAUAAGGGUGUUGCCAAUUUGCCUGUGGAACCAAGCAUUGUUGGCCCUCUCACCAGGUCUGUCAUUGCCACCUGGGAAAGACAACGGUCCUUAGCUCU